Messenger RNA from Scheffersomyces coipomensis, 1746 nucleotides. RefSeq names its product putative permease. The transcript has a single exon. The record is from RefSeq and is a predicted model, not a curated record. The coding region runs from base 1 to 1746 and encodes 581 amino acids. Gene Ontology annotation, biological process: transmembrane transport. Gene Ontology annotation, molecular function: transmembrane transporter activity. Gene Ontology annotation, cellular component: membrane. NCBI's taxonomy places the organism in Eukaryota, Fungi, Ascomycota, Pichiomycetes, Serinales, Debaryomycetaceae.
AUGAGUAUUAUUAGAAGCAGAUUAAAGUAUGGAUUUAUUCCAACUAGACGUCUAGUUGAUGAAGAUGAAAAUUGUCAUUUUAUCUUUCCAGAAGCUCCCGUUGAAACUCAUAGUCAUAUUGAUGAAAAGGGAUCGUUAGAAAAAGUUUUAUCUACUGAAGUAUCAGAUCAACAACAAACUUUUGAAUAUCGUGAUGAAAAAGAUAGAAAAUGGUAUAAAUUCUUUGAUGAAUAUGAAUAUAGAGUCACUAAUAAAGUUAAAAGUAAUAGAAAAUGGUAUCAUUGGUUCCAUGAUGAUGAUACUGCUGCUGAAAGAAGAGUAAUUGUGAAAAUCGAUAUCUUAUUAACUCUUUAUUCAUUAAUGGCUUAUUGGGUUAAGUAUUUAGAUCAAACUAAUUUAACCAAUGCUUAUGUUGGUGGUUUAGAACAAGCUAUUGAUAUGAAAGGUAAUGAUUUCAUUAAAACUCAAGUUAUGUUCACUGUAGGUAAUAUUAUUUUCCAAAUUCCAUUCAUGUAUAUCCUUUAUGCAUUUCCUUUAAAUUAUGUGUUACCAAGUUUAGAUCUUGGAUGGUCUAUUUUAACUAUUUCCCUUUAUAGAGUUAAAAAUGUUCCAAGUUUAAAAGCUCUUAGAUUUUUCAUUGGGGGGUUUGAAGCUACAAGUUAUAUUGCUUAUCAUAGUUUAUUUGCUUCUUGGUUUAAAGGUGGUACUGGGGAAGUUUCAAGAAGAGCAGGUUUCUAUUAUCUUGGACAAUAUCUUGGUAUCCUUACCUCUGGUUUACUUUCUGGUGCUAUUGAAAGACAUAUGGGUGGUAUUAAUGGUCUUGAAGCUUGGCAAUGGAUUUUCAUCAUUGAUGGUAUUAUUUCUGUCGUUGUUGGUGUUCUUGGAUUCUAUAUGCUUCCAGGAACUCCAGAAGAUUGUUACAGUAUCUUUUUAAGUGAUGAUGAUAUUAGAAUUGCCAGAAAGAGAAUGUUAGAUGAUCAAAAGGGGUUCAAACCAAGAGAAAAUGUGGUUAAAUAUUUCUUUGAUAUUAAACUUUUGAAAUCUAUUUUCACUUCAUGGCACGUAUAUGUCUUAUGUCUUUGGAAUAUCUUCUGUUGGAAUAAUAGUAAUAUGUCUACUGGUGCUUUUGCUCUUUGGUUGAAAUCUUUAACGAAUGCUGAUGGUAAACCAAGAUUCGGACCUGGUGAAUUACAAGAUUAUACUGCUUUACCUCCUGGAUUAGGUUUAUUAUGGUUAACUAUUACUUGUUCCAUUGCUGAUUUAUUUAACACAAGAACUGGGGCUAUUAUUUUCAGUCAAGUAUUUAACGUGUUAGGUAAUGUUUUAUUGGCGGUAUGGGAUCUUCCUGAAGGAGCAAAAUGGUUUGGAUUCUGUGUUUCCAGUUUUGGUUGGGCUAUGGCUCCAGUAUUAUAUUCUUGGUUAGGGGAUAUUUCAAGAAAAGAUAUUAGAGAACGUAACAUCAUGCUUGUUAUCUGUAAUAUUAUUGCUCAACAAAGUACAGCGUGGACAUCUGUGUUAGUAUUCCCUACUGUUGAAGCUCCAAGAUUCUUAAAGGGUUAUUCAUUCACUGCUGCUAGUGGUGUUGCCUUAUCCUUAUGGACAUUUGUAGUAUUAUACUUUUAUAAAAAGGAUGAAAGAGCAAAUGCUAAGGAUAAUGGUAUUAUUAUUUUUAAUUCUGCUACUGAUCCUGAUUUUGCCGCAUCUGAAUUAGAUGAUGGUGUUGAAGAAUCAAAGAAGGUUGAUUAG